Molecule: messenger RNA, 796 nt
Organism: Stereum hirsutum FP-91666 SS1
Lineage: Eukaryota; Fungi; Basidiomycota; Agaricomycetes; Russulales; Stereaceae
Product: endoglucanase V-like protein
Exons: 4
Coding region: 1-621 (206 amino acids)
Source: RefSeq, a predicted model, not a curated record
AUGAAGCUUACGCUUUCGGUCUCGGUCGUGGCACUCUGUGUGCUGGCCAAUGCUGCCUCCCUCGAUCUCAACAAUCGCGCCACGGGAGGAUACGUUCAGAAUCCUAGCGGGUCUGCUUCUUUCACGCAAUAUACGGGAUGUGGCCAGCCAGCUUGCGGCAUCCCCGCCUCCGGCUUCACCGCCGCCAUCUCCCAACUCGCCUUCGGGUCAGCCUCAGGUCUCGGCGCCGGCGACGCCUGCGGUCGCUGUUUCGCACUCACAGGAACCGCGGACCCGUACUCACCCUCGUACACCGGUCCGUUCGGUCAGAGCGUGGUCGUGAAGGUCACGGAUUUGUGUCCGGCACCGGAGAAUGAGCAGUGGUGUGGGCAGACGACGUCGAACCCGACGAACCAGUUUGGGGCGCCGGUCCACUUCGACCUCUGCGAAGACACCGGCGCUGCCGCACAGUUCUUCCCCUCAGGCCACACCGCUCUUACGGGCAGCUUCUCCGAGGUUUCGUGCUCGGAGUGGUCUGGAUCUGAUGGGGGUUCUCUGUGGAACGGGGCGUGUUUGAGCGGGGAGUCGGCCGCGUUGUGGCCCAGUGGCACCGGAUGUGGUAACCAAGGAACGGCUCCCUGAAAACAGACGUGAUGAUGUGAAACCUUGGAUGGCCUAUGUACCUAGUUUGGGGUCAGCUAUGCGGCUCAGAAAAUAAGGGUUGACUAUCCGGAUUGCUUGUUAUUUGGUAAUUAUUCUAGUUGUUGCAUGGACGGGAAUCAAAACGGCCUGCUUGCUCGAAUAUUUUCGUGUUCAU